This is a messenger RNA of Ailuropoda melanoleuca (giant panda), 1159 nucleotides long. It is a transcript of the gene MIS18A, whose product is annotated as MIS18 kinetochore protein A. Gene Ontology annotation, cellular component: chromosome, centromeric region; nucleus; chromatin. The coding region runs from base 1 to 429 and encodes 142 amino acids. The transcript has 5 exons. Gene Ontology annotation, biological process: CENP-A containing chromatin assembly; chromosome segregation. The record is from RefSeq and is a predicted model, not a curated record. NCBI's taxonomy places the organism in Eukaryota, Metazoa, Chordata, Mammalia, Carnivora, Ursidae.
AUGAUAUCUGCACAUGUAUUACAACAAACCAUAUUAAUACAUUAUUGUUACUUUGCUCUAGGUGUUUCCCGUAAUGUUUCUGUGGAUAAGGAACAGAUACUAUCCAAACGUAAAAAUGAAAAUGGUUGCAUUCUGGAGACUUUGUACUGCACAGGGUGCUCACUCAGCCUCGGCUACGUGUACAGGUGCACACCCAAGAAUCUGGAUUACAAGAGAGACUUGUUUUGCCUCAGCGUUGAAGCCAUUGAAAGUUACAUUUUAGGGUCCUCGGAAAAGCAGAUUGUGUCAGAGGAUAAAGAACUUUUUAAUCUUGAAAGCAGAGUUGAAAUAGAAAAGUCUCUGAAGCAGAUGGAAGAUGUUUUGAAAGCAUUACAAACGAAGCUGUGGGAGGUUGAAUCAAAAUUGUCCUUUGCCAGUUGCAAAAGCUGAAAUCUCUUCCAAGUGCCCCACUCUGGACUCCCUGCUGAUGGACCCUUCUUUCAUAUGUAGCAAUUCUGGUUAUCAUUUGAUUUCACCUAGAAUGGAACGAAUUCUAAAUGGUUGUAUGUAUAUGUGGUAUUCUCUUGUAUUGUCAAGUGAAAAGAAUUGUAGAAUUACUUUUACGAUAUAGUCAGUGGUAGAGAGAUGGGUAUUUCCUGUUUGAAACUUAAAGCCAUUUUAUGAUACUGAAAAUUUAAUGAAAACAAAUAGCUUUUGUUUUGAUAAGAAACUGCCAUGAUUUUCUGAAUUGUUUCCUCUGUAUCGAAUUCAUUAUUCAUUUCCUUUAAAAAAUUUUUCAUUCACCUUUAAUACUUUGGGAAAUAUUUAAUAUUGAAUGGCAAGAAAAUCUUAGAGGUUUUAUCACCCACUGUGCGAUUGAAUCUCUCUAAAAUGGAUGCAUAAAGCUCUCUGAAGAAACUGGUCAGUUGAAUUACUUGUCAGAACUGUUUGAAAACUAGCACGGGAGCAGAAUAGCCUAUAUUCUAGUGGUAGUAGAAUUCCACUCAAUCUGCUUCUUUACUACUAUAUGCCCCCCAAAAUCUGGAAUAAUAUUUGCCAAAGAGACUGGUAGUCAACUCUGAGGGUGGGAUUCUGGGGAAUUUUCAGUCCUCUGUAGUGUGAGACUUAUAGCAAGCAUGUGCUAUUUUUAAAAUCGGGGGAGAAUAAAGAUUAAAACAAA